CCCCUGGACCAGCUGCCCCCGCCGGCCAACUCCAACAAGCCGCUGACCCCCUUCGGCAUCGAGGACAUCCUGAGCAAGCCCUCCGGGCGCAAGGCGGCCUCGGCCCGCCUGCUGGACAAGGUGAGCGGCUCCUCCGGCAGCCCCCGCAACGGCGCGCCCGCCCCGGCCUCGCCGCUCUGCGCCCUCGAGGAGCUGGCCACCAAGACCUUCAAGGGCCUCGAGGUGAACGUGCUGCAGGCUGCCGAAGGCCGAGACCCGCUGGGCGCCUUCGGGCCGCGGCCGCCGUCCAAGAAGCGCCGGAAGUCCCGCACGGCCUUCACCAACCACCAGAUCUACGAGCUGGAGAAGCGCUUCCUCUACCAGAAGUACCUGUCGCCGGCCGACCGAGACCACAUCGCGGCCCAGCUGGGCCUCAGCAACGCGCAGGUCAUCACCUGGUUCCAGAACCGGCGCGCCAAGCUGAAGCGGGACCUGGAGGAGAUGAAGGCCGACGUGGAGUCCCUCAAGAAGCUGCCCCCCGCGGCGCUGGAGAAGCUGGCCA
This is a messenger RNA of Gekko japonicus, 541 nucleotides long. RefSeq names its product transcription factor LBX1-like. NCBI's taxonomy places the organism in Eukaryota, Metazoa, Chordata, Lepidosauria, Squamata, Gekkonidae. The record is from RefSeq and is a predicted model, not a curated record. Gene Ontology annotation, biological process: regulation of DNA-templated transcription. The transcript is spliced from 2 exons. Gene Ontology annotation, molecular function: DNA-binding transcription factor activity, RNA polymerase II-specific; DNA binding. The annotation marks the transcript as partial.